This is a messenger RNA of Alternaria conjuncta, 1806 nucleotides long. RefSeq lists its product as uncharacterized. The transcript has 2 exons. The record is from RefSeq and is a predicted model, not a curated record. Gene Ontology annotation, biological process: protein targeting to vacuole; proteasome-mediated ubiquitin-dependent protein catabolic process; protein catabolic process in the vacuole. Gene Ontology annotation, cellular component: GID complex; extrinsic component of membrane. Bases 1 to 1806 code for a protein of 601 amino acids. Lineage: Eukaryota; Fungi; Ascomycota; Dothideomycetes; Pleosporales; Pleosporaceae.
AUGCCGCCCGCCAACUCGCCUGACGACGCGGAGCCCACCUUCAUCUCGGCCCUGCGCGAGCUCGAGAGCCCCGUAAACGACGACGUGCUCAACCUCGCCGCCACGCUGGGCACCCCGACGGACGAAGCAGGCAUCCCCAGCGACGACGACAUCGAACGCGCCCACGUCGACUAUCUCCGCGCAGCACGUGAGCGCGACCAGGCGCGGUUGGACCGGUCCCAGGAGCGAUUGCGCCUGCUGGAAAGGCAGCGAGACGAGCUGGAGCAGCGGGACCGCCUGCGCCGCGUCAUGUCACGCCUCAGCCGCCUCAGCGACAACAACUACGGCGACCGCGUGCCCAGUCAGAACAGCCUGUAUGACUGGUCGCCGGCCACAGAGGCCCCGGGCGCGCCCGAGAGCUCGCUGAGGUCGACGGCCAUCCUCCAGUCGGCAGGCGUGCGCCGCCAUCCACGCUUCUCAGCGCGCACCAGGGAAGCCGCCACCAGCAGCGAAGCACCGCCACGCCACGCUUCACACCGCAGCCUCAGAGACAUGCUUGCCGCCCGAUCCAGCCUCUUCCCCGAGACCGUCCAGCGAGAACGCUCCGCCCGCCAGAUGUCUUCGCACCGAGACUCCGAGGCCCGCACGUCGCCCAUGCUGGAGCAGACCGUCAAGUACCUGUCGCGCAUACGCCACUCGCGCGACGACGACGAGAGCUGGGAGCGUGCGCGAGACGCCGGUUUCCUGACCAAGGACUUCUUCCUGCAGCACGCAGACUUCGUCGCAAACACCCUCGCCAUACCGCCGCCCACCGAGACAUCGUGGCUGGCACCGGGCGCGAUACUCUCGGGCUGUCAGCAUGCGACGACCAUGCCCGCUGCCGCGACCACCACAUACAGCCGGCACACGGGACUCCCACCGCCCAUUCGACCGUGGAUAUGGAAUCCCAGCGAAGUCUCCACGAGCCGGAACUCGCAGCCCGACGCACAACCGCACCAAGACCGAUGGCCCGUCAAGGUUACCAUACACGACGUCGACUGGGAGCAGAUGUCUCUCUCCGCAACUAUGGAAGCGUAUAACGUACCUUCCCACCCGCAUCCGCACACCAUGUUUUCCCCCAACAAUGCCACACCGUCCGUCACGCGCACAUCUUCUAUCACAACCUACCUCGAAGGCGAGAUCCUCGACUUCAACAACUACACCCUCCUCACCGAAUCCUUCAAAUCAAACGCCGCAAACGACGCAACAUAUUGGCGCAAACUGCCCCCGUUCCAGAAGAUGAGCGAUGAAGACGUGGUCAGGGCAUUAACAAGCAAGAAGUGGCUCACCGAAGUCCUGGGCCAGAACUGGAUACUCAUGCGCUGGAAAGAGCGAUGUUUUGUAAAGAGCCUGAACCGCAGCACCCCUGACCCCGUUCAGCCCCCACCCUCCACCACGAUACCCUCCUCCUUCUCCGCCGACCCUCCACCGUCCAAUCCCUGGGCCUCGACGGGUUCCUCCAACUACGCACCUGCCGCUCCUACCUCGACGCAUACCUCGCAACUCCAGCCCUCGCCCUACCGCAUAGUCCGCAACGCGCAAACUGGCCGUGCCGAGGUCGAAAUCACACCACAACCGCUCUUCAAUUCCGUAACGAACGACGCCGAACAAGCGACAUUCGAUGACUCAGGCUGCGGGCUUACCAUCAGCGGGUUCUACUACGUGGCCCUUGACCGGAGAAGCGGGAUGCUGGAAGGGUUGUAUUAUGAUCCGCAGAGCAGUCCGUAUCAGUGUUUAAAGUUGGAGAGUGUCAACGGUGGACUGAGAACGGCGUGGAGUUUCAGAUGA